UACCUAUGCACUUCUCAAAGUGACUUUACUAGAUUUCGUUUUGUUUUCCAGAAGCUUUUCUUAUGAGUCGUACUGAGACUAACUCAGUUACAGGUUUGUCUAUUGUAUUACAAACACAUUAAUUAUUUAUUAAUUAAUAUGAAUAGGAAGAGAAAUGUGCAGUUCACUAAACCUGAUGAUCCUGAGUUUUUAAAGGUGCUGAAGAAACAAGCAGGCUAUGAUGACAGGAACCAUAAGUUCGACAAAUUAGACAAUGAAGUGGAUGAUUUUGUUGACGAUGAAGAAAAUGAGAAGCCUCAAGUGGUAGUACUAAAAGAAGGAGAUCUCACUGCAGAAGAAGCAGAUUUAGAACAAAAGAGAAUGGAUACAUUGUUAACAGAAACUAAAGCCGAUUUAUCGAAACGAGUUAUAUUUAAGUCUAAAUCUAAAGAGUGUACAGCUGAUCUUGGCAACAAAAAACAUAAGUUAAAAGCUGAUAUAUCUAAGCAAACACAUAAAAAAAGUCACCAACUACUUUCAUUUGAUGAUGAAGAAGAAGAUGAUUGAUAUCUUAAACAUUUUGUAUUUAAACAUAAUAUAAGUUUUAAAUUA
Molecule: messenger RNA, 591 nt
Organism: Plodia interpunctella (Indianmeal moth)
Lineage: Eukaryota; Metazoa; Arthropoda; Insecta; Lepidoptera; Pyralidae
Exons: 1
Coding region: 139-546 (135 amino acids)
Source: RefSeq, a predicted model, not a curated record